AUCCAGUAACAGCUGGUCUCGGGGCGUAAUGACCUUUUGUCUCCCGGCGGUCAGGUACGGAGAGGGGGGCGGAGAUUCAGAAGGAGACGCUUCACAUCGGACUCGUCCCGGCGUCCCGGACAACAAAUGGCCGUGAACCGACAGAGAGGGACAGUGUGAUCCCGUUUUUUUUUUUCGGUGUACGACUACAGUGAGAGCCGCUUCCAUGUUCACAUAGGAGGCUUAGAGAGGGCAAGAAGCGGUCUUUAUUCUCGCACUCAGAACAUUUUAUCCAUCUGGCAGAAGAAUGGGAGAGUCCUGUUGACACCACGGAGAGAUACACGCUGAGACCGACUAUGGCUGUGGACGCGGCGUCCAGCUUCAGUUUUUGCCGUGCCUCCCUGGAGCACACGGUGUCUGCUGAGGAGCUGAGCUACCAGCUGCCGCGUCGCGCCGGAGGCAGCAACCUGACCUGGCACGACGGCCGUGGACAGAGGACAGCGCACACACGCACCGUCAAACUACUGCAGCAGCCCGGCACAGAGGGCAUCCAGUUGCGUCCGGGUGAAGCCUUCACUGUGUAUCACACCAGUCCUACUCUGUCCAGUCUGUCCAAACCUGUGGUGCUGUGGACUCAGCAGGAUGUCUGCAAGUGGCUUAAGAAACACUGUCCUCACAACUACCUGACCUAUGUAGAGGCCUUCUCCCAUCAUGCCAUCACAGGACGGGCGUUGCUGCGUUUGAACGGGGAGAAGCUAGAGAGGAUGGGAAUCGUCCAGGAGACGCUGAGGCAGGAAGUCCUCCAACAAGUCCUCCAGCUGCAGGUCAGAGAAGAGGUCCGCAACCUGCAGCUCCUUAGUAGAACCUCCUUUGGAAACUUCUCUUAGCUCAUCUAUUUGGCAAGCCCUUUCCCUCAUCCCCUUGUCACAAUACAUCUCCAGGAACCAUGGAAGAGCUGCUGUCUCAGAUAUGUGAGCGGAGAUUCGUCGAGUGAAAGGGGAGAGGACGAGCCUUUACACCACAUGCCAACCCGUCUGGAGGAUUCUCAUUCAACGCGGCCAAUUUGGUUUUUACAGACACUGAGACAGAGACAAAGCCCUGCUUGAGGCGGGGGUACCCACUGUAACAUAGUGAUAAGAUGUAAGAUUCACAACCCUAGUGAUGAUGUAGGACCGUCGCUGGUAUAUGCUUGAUCGCAGAAAAUCUCCUUUUGGUUUCCUGUCUCAUUCGGAUCUGACCUUUUUUUAAUUUGAUGCAGAACACUUGGGUUUAUUUUGAUGUAUGCUUUUACAUGUGCACAAGCAGGAUUCAUAUGUUUUCCUCUCUCUUCUGGUCAAGGUCAUUACAUGAAUCACUCUUUGGCAUGGUUUUAUAUAACCUUAACCUUUGAGCCUCGUGAUGCUGAAACCAUGUGGAUGAUGGCUUGUAUUGUGACGUAAACUUAGAUUUACUUGCAGCGCCACGACUUGGCCUUCGGAUCUAAAGUGAAAGAAACUUCCAGUCAAUCUCUAUCUCCCAUUGAAGCUAUAACAUCAAGCCUGUUCUCAAGGAAUCACAGCUGGUCUUGACUAAUGCCAAUUCAAUCCUAAACAAUUCUUCAUCCACAGGUCACACUCACAUUUUCCUCUCAGGACUUUAGUUUUGGAAUUGUAGGUUUGCAGGAUCAACAAUGACACUUUAAUCCGAAUGUCAUUCCAACAAUCAGUCUUUUUGUAUUGCGACUGAUCUGCAGUAUGUCAAGGAGAAAUUAGAAAUAUAUAUGUAUAUGUACAGUAUGAGCGUAGAAUAACAUACACUAUACAUCUGCAUAUACUGUAACAAUACCGUAGUCUUUUAUUAAUAGGAUGGAUCCCAAGGACACAGAGUUACCAUGAUAAUCACUGACUGUCUAUGCUUGAUAAAGCAAUAAUUAGUAAUAAUUUCAAUGAUAAACGGUGAAGAGGAGUAGCACUGUAUGGGAUAAAUGGUUUGAGAUGCAAGUAUGAGUGUCCGCUGAGGGAAAUAUACAUUGUGCUUGUUACAGUGGCAGCAUUUGCCAGCCUCAUAGCUUCUGUCCUUUGUGUGUGCUACUGUAUACAGUAUGUCAUCGCUCGCACACAAAUACUAAGUAAAAAGGAGAAGCCUCUGUUGUAUUCUUUCCCGCUUUCUGUCCCGAGUGUGACACUCGGAUUUCAAAUGCUCAGAAAUCAAAAAUACUAUGACAACUACCAAGAUGCAAGAUUCCCAGCACCACUCAAGCGAGCACCUUUGAUGUAACAGCAGAAGACGGCUAUGUAAGAUGAAGAUGCCUCAGUCACAUAAAUAAAUAAAUUCAAUAAAUAAAUAAUCUUCCAACAAACAAAACCUAACCUUCCAACUUCCCUCCAUUCGUCCUUUGACGAGGAGUCUUUAGGUAAAGUCAGUAUUUGUCUGUUAAAGGGGAGAGAACACACUGUAUUAUUUUUGGAUUACCUGAUGUACUGUAAAUAUGAACACUUUUGGGUUACUUUGUCAGAUGAUUGAUGAGGCGUUUGAAAUGCAAAAAAGGGAAAAUGAAACAUAUUUAUGUGCUUUACAGAUAUGAAGACAUAUUGUAUGGAACAUGAUGAAAGCUGUCUUUUUAAAAUAAACUAAUUGAGAUUCAGUUCUG
Molecule: messenger RNA, 2608 nt
Organism: Cottoperca gobio
Lineage: Eukaryota; Metazoa; Chordata; Actinopteri; Perciformes; Bovichtidae
Gene: samd10b
Product: sterile alpha motif domain containing 10b
Exons: 5
Coding region: 336-866 (176 amino acids)
Biological process (GO): cell surface receptor protein tyrosine kinase signaling pathway
Cellular component (GO): cytoplasmic side of plasma membrane
Molecular function (GO): protein binding
Source: RefSeq, a predicted model, not a curated record